AUGACCAGAACCCAAGACCUCGAGCAGGCUAGAAACAGCUGCUCCAGGCAGCUCACCGUCAAGACGUCUUCAUCAAAGAAAAGGAAGAUCUCAGCCCGCCAACAAGCCACCAAGGACGAACCCUCGACGUAUAGCAGCAGCUCUCCAGACACGCCCAUACCGUCCUUUGAGCACGAACCCGAUCUUUGCUUCUCCUUCUCUGCCUCCUCCGACAUCGUCAGUCCUGCUGCUUCUGUGUAUUGCCGGGCUAAUUCGUUGCCGCCUGCGUCGAGCCUCCCUCCCCGGCUACAGACGAGCACGAGCUCCCUCAGCUACGCCGAAUACGCCUCCUCGACUGCGAGCUCACCCUCCGCUGCCUACGCCGAUCUGACCAUCAGCAGCGACCGUGGUACCAAUACGCCAGCACCCGAUCCCGGCUCAGGCUCUGCCGUCCCCAACCUUUACCCUAUCGGCAGAGCCACUUCGCCUUUCCCUAAAACCACCCACCACCGCGCAUUGAUGGGUGGUUCUGCUGAGUUUCCAGAAAGAUCCUCCUCUCCGCUCAAGCGGCGGGCCUCGAGCAUGGACCCGGAUCCUGUAAACCAGGAUGCUUCGGAGGAUGUCGAUAUGAUUACGGCCCCGCCGUCUGAGGCUUUACGCCUGUCUACAUCGGAACGACCCAAUGGCACACCCGCAGACAGUCCAGCCUCAGGUGCUGUGGGCGAGCCAGAGGCCGAUGCAGCGGACGAAGCCACACCGCCGGCUGGUGCAACAUCUAGCACAAUACCCGACACAACGUCUGGACACCAACCCCCGCCGUCCUUAGAGGCCCAUCUUAAAACCAUCAGGACAUUAAUUCAAGAGCAGAACGCCGGGUCCCUUACGCAGGGUCAGCGUUGCUACUUAGUCUCAAGGUCCUGGUUCGCCAAAGUUUUGGAUGAAUCGUCAUCCAAGCAUACCGCUGAGGACCUAUCUACGGUGCCCCCGGUGGACAAUUCGGACAUCAUCCUCGAAGUUAUACCGGAUCCUUGCGCUAAUGACGUUGCCGAUCCGGUGAAUCAAAACUUCGUACGGUUGAAGCAUGGUUAUGAUACGGAACAGUUCGAGCCGAUACCUCCCGAAGCGUGGAGCUUACUCAUGCAAUGGCCUGGAUUGAAGGAUGGCCAGUUGCCUAUCAUCCGCGAGGCUCAAACUACGAACGACGAUGGCACCAAUAUCAUGUGGGAGUGGCACCCGCCUGUAUUCCCCAUUUACCGGCUUUGGUCUGCGACUAGUGAGAUGCCCGUCGAGGCCUCCCUCAAGGCUAGCAACCCGCCGCCUCCGAGGCUUGUCCGCAGUCGCAGCACAAUAUUCCAAGAAUUUUUGAAACAGGCCAAAGGAGUAGCGAGUAUCGACUUAGCCCAGAGGGUUCGGGCGUGGAACGUUCCACAGCCGGUAGCAAAUGUAGAUGCCGUCGGCGCAUCCGUGCCGACCCCUCCCGCCUCCGAGGACGGCCGGGGGGAGCCUCCCGCCUCAUCACAAGCCUGGAGGCAUCUUCUCCUAGACGUCGAUUCUUUUAAUGCGAGUCCUUUAGCCAGGGAAUUGGUCAACUUUGGGGAUCUCACCCGCCAAGAUACCCCAUCGACUAAGACGUUGAGCUCCUUGGGCCUGGGCCAGGACCAGGCCAUAGUACUCGAUGUUCACGAAGGCGGCCACAAUUGGACCUCUACCCCUGUGCCUUUUCAGACGAGGACGUCUCUCCCGACCAGAAAUAAUUCCACCAGCCUGACUGUGCAAAAUCGAAAUUCCAGGAGUGGACGUACUAGCCCUGUGUCACACGGCCUCCAAACGCGUGGCAGAUCGCUUAAGUCGGACAAAAUUCCCGGCUGUGUCGGAUUGGCAAAUCUAGGAAAUUCUUGUUAUAUGAAUGCCGCCCUUCAAUGUGUCAGGAGCGUUGAAGAGUUGACCAAAUACUUCCUUUCCGGAGAGUGGGAAAAGGAGCUGAAUAAAGAGAACUUGCUUGCGCACAACGGCGAUGUAGCCGCAGCGUAUGCCCAGCUGCUAAAGGACAUAUACAGGGAUCCCAGCCCAAGCUCUAUAUCGCCUCGCCAAUUCAAGAACACCAUCGGACGAUACUCGGCAGGGUUCUCCGGUUAUGGCCAGCAAGAUUCCCAAGAGUUUCUCGGAUUCCUGCUCGACGGUUUGCAGGAGGACCUUAGUCGAAUAAAAAAGAAGCCCUACAUCGAGAAACCCGAUUCCACGGACGAGAUGGUGAACGACCCCGAUGCGAUCCGACAGAUGGCUGAAAAAGUAUGGGAUAUUACGAAGAAACGGGACGAUUCCGUAAUUGCAGAUCUCUUCACUGGUCUCUACAAGUCAACUUUAGUUUGCCCGGAAUGUCAAAAGGUUAGCAUCACCUUUGACCCGUUCAACAAUCUAACAUUGCCUCUCCCCGUGGAGAACAAGUGGAGCCAUACGAUCAAAUUCUUCCCUCUGAACGACCGACCAGUCGAUAUUAGAGUCGAACUAGACAAACAUGGCAGUAUCAAGUCCCUCAAGGAGUUCGUGUCCGCCCGAACGGGCGUGCCGGUAGAGCGUUUGUUCGGCGCGGAGGAAUGGAAAGGGAAAUUCUAUAAGCACUAUUCCGACCUCGCGUGCGCCUCAGAGGAGAUUAGUGCCAAUGACAACGCUUGGAUUUUCGAGAUAGAGGCCAAACCCACCAACUACGGUACUAAGCCUCACAGGCAGCAGAAGCUUGGCUUGCCGGUUAGGUCCAUGGUCGACGAAGGGGAGCAUAGUGUGUCGGCAUCUUGGGAUGACGAACAGGCCGCAAGGUUACUGGUCCCUGUCUUCCAUCGACGCCCAUCUAAGAAAGCGACCCCCUUCCAGUCAUCCAGGUGGACGUCCGCCUGUUUGCCUCACUUCAUCGUGGUGACGCCUGACGAAGCUAGAAGUGAAGACGCCAUUCGUCGUAAAAUUUUAGAAAAGGUAGCGACUUUUACGAAGAAAAACAUCACUUCCAGUGUUGAAGACACAGACGCUUCCGACAGCACCGAUUUAGAGUUGAUCGGCGUGGGCAGCUCCGAUGCCGGUUCUUCGAAUGAGGGAAGGAUCAUCGCACAAUCCGUCAAAGGAGAAGACGAUAUAGUAGAUGUACAGAUGAAAGAUUUUGGUGUUAAGGGUAGCACACCAAGCAAACCCGCCGUGAAACAUAUUUUCUGCCGUAAGAGGCCGGCCUGGGUCGACCCCAUGGCAUUCCUGCAACCCGAGCUUCAAAAUUUGUUUGAUCUCUCAUAUUAUUCCGAGUCAGGGGCAUGGUUGCCGACGGGCAUGAAUGGCGUCAGCGAUGACAAGGACUAUCCUAGAAUUUCUCUACGAGCCCCUCCUGCGUCGCCUUCAUCAGAGGAUCAGCUUGAUAAUGCAACCAACGGCACCGCGUCGAACGAAGAUACUAGCUCAGACGAAGCGCCCCGACAAAGCUUAGAGCAAACCUCGACUCGCAUGAAUGAUGAGAGCGAUGACGAAGGCGUUAGCCCAGUAGUCAAGGCCGUGCCCCCCCGACUUAAACAAGGGGGGCGAAAUAAACAUAAAGGUAAACACGGAUAUGGCCAAAAGCAGCAGAAGACAUAUAAGUCCCACAAAGGCAACAAGAAGCGAAUGCGUCCUCGUCAUCAUAAGGAGAGAUCCCUGAAUUUGGAACAUGAGGAUAUAUUCAGCACGAAUGAGGCUGGUCCCGACGGAGGUCCGCUAAUCCGUCUAAGAGAAGCCCUCGUUGUGGACUGGUCCGGUCGUGCUUACGACGAGCUCUUUGUGGAUAGCCGCUCUCCGUCUCGCCACAACUCCCUAGCCACCAACUCGCUGGCCACCUGGGACGAAUGCGAGCUAUUGCCGGACCCCGACCUCGACAAGGCCCAAGCUGCCCGGACGAGGCGCCGUAAGAACGGUAUUACUCUCGAAGCCUGCCUAGAUGAGUUUGAGCGGGAAGAAAUUCUGUCCGAACAAGACAUGUGGUAUUGUCCCCGGUGCAAGGAGCAUCGCCGUGCUAGCAAGAAAUUCGAUCUAUGGAAAACUCCAGACAUCUUAAUCAUCCACCUUAAGCGAUUUAGCUCUAGCGGCUUUAGGAGAGAUAAGCUAGAGGUCCUCGUCGACUUCCCUCUGGAGAAUUUAGACAUCACUUCCCGUGUGCUACAGAGGGAAGCCGGGAAGCAAGAGGUGUACGACCUGAUCGGGGUUGACAAUCAUUGGGGCGGCCUAGGAGGUGGCCAUUACACUGCCCAUGCGAAGAAUUUCUUAGAUGGUAAAUGGUAUACGUGUAACGACUCCAUUGUAAAUGAGGCAUCAACAGAUAGGAUCGUUGAUUCUGCUGCGUAUUUGCUCUUCUACCGUCGCCGAUCGGAAAUACCCCUGGGCGGUCCCAGGUUUCGGCAGAUCCUGGAAAAGUUCGUUGACCAAGAGUCUUCCGACGAUGAGCUACCAGGAUCGGGGGAAGGCGAGCGUCUUGGCGAGUGCUUCUCCCGAAUUGGGUCGUCGAGCGCGUCACUAGAAGCCAAAGCUCUUCGCCAGCAAGGAAAGAUUAAUGGCAAUAAUGAUUGGGAUGUUGGCGAGGUCGGACCCGUCCACAACAUGCUCCCAAACCUGUCCCAAGGCGUCUAUCGGAGUAUAGAGGAAGACGAAGGGGUAGAUCUGACCCAGGACACGGCCCGGUCUACAGGCUUUCAACCCCUAACUGGAAACAAUUCCUGGAAUUUCGACAGUCUCGGGGGCGAAAGUCUCCGUUAUGAACACGACAGCCCCCUUGAUUCGGGCGCAGCCACAGACGAAGCACAGCACGAUUCAUCUGGCGAUGAACAAGUGAUGGGUCCUCACAACAUGGACGUGGAAUUCGAACCAGAUCUCGAGCAGGAUUUCCCAGGGAUGGCACACUAUGAGCUGCCUUCGCAGCCUGACGCGGAUCCGCCAUCGUACAGCGAACCUCCCCCUCCCGACUGUCGGGGCGAGGUAACUCGAGACGACAUGAACCAUAUAUGGGAUCAAAAGCAGGUUCACAAAGUUCCACCGGAGGGCGAGAUCGAGACACGAUCUGAGGCCGCCGCAGAGAUUCACCUAGACGAUAGCGAUAAGCUCGACGACAAGCUCGACGACAAUCUCAAGCUUGGCUAG
Durotheca rogersii is the source of this 5118-nucleotide messenger RNA. RefSeq names its product UCH-domain-containing protein. Gene Ontology annotation, biological process: protein deubiquitination. Gene Ontology annotation, molecular function: cysteine-type deubiquitinase activity. The transcript has 6 exons. Lineage: Eukaryota; Fungi; Ascomycota; Sordariomycetes; Xylariales; Xylariaceae. The coding region runs from base 1 to 5118 and encodes 1705 amino acids. The record is from RefSeq and is a predicted model, not a curated record.